AUGACUAGUCAUUUUUCUAAUUCCCUUAUUUUACCAGAAUCUAAUUAUUUCCCCGAGAAAAAACUUAGACAGAUCGAAGUUCCGUUUGUUCACAUUGAUAGAAUUAUUCUGUUUAAGUCGAUAUCUUGGCUUACCUUGAAGCCUAUUACAACAUUAAACUCUCCGGACAAGGAUGGUUGUUAUUCUAUGAAAUUGAUACAAUUAACAACCGAAAAUCGCUUAUGUAGUAGAUAA
Messenger RNA from Heterobilharzia americana, 234 nucleotides. The record is from the annotation of a GenBank genome assembly. Lineage: Eukaryota; Metazoa; Platyhelminthes; Trematoda; Strigeidida; Schistosomatidae.